Tilletiopsis washingtonensis is the source of this 1941-nucleotide messenger RNA. RefSeq lists its product as hypothetical. NCBI's taxonomy places the organism in Eukaryota, Fungi, Basidiomycota, Exobasidiomycetes, Entylomatales. The transcript is spliced from 2 exons. Gene Ontology annotation, biological process: DNA damage response. The record is from RefSeq and is a predicted model, not a curated record. Gene Ontology annotation, molecular function: histone H3K56 acetyltransferase activity. Gene Ontology annotation, cellular component: nucleus. Bases 1 to 1941 code for a protein of 646 amino acids.
AUGGGCGACGCCGCAGCCAGCAGCUCGCAGCCAGCGCAGGCCGCCGCGGCUGCUUCUGCAUCGUCGUCCGCCGCCUCGCGUUCGCUUCUCUCCGCCCUGCAAGCCAGUCUCGCACCUCUGCUCUCCUCGCCCCGGCUUCCACGCGGCGCACUCCGGCUGCACGCUCUCUUCUCCGCACCUCGUCCCGCGCUCGAGCUCUUUCCCUUCGCGCACGUCGGCGGCAGCGGCUCAGCAGGCGUCGGCGCACCACUCGAAGCGCGCGUGGAGCAUGUGUUCUGCACGGCUGCGUGGAGCGACGAGGAAGAGGAUGAGCUAGCGCAGGAAGCGCAGCCGAGCGGUGAGAGUCAGGCUGCGUCGCUGGCGUCGCAGGCCACUACAAGCGACGUCGGGUCCGCCUCGACGACAGCAGCCGGUCCAGGAGGACGCACCUCGCGGCUCAUCUACGCGCUCGAAUGCUUCCUCUACACGAUCCCCUCCACGCAUGCGGCGAUCCUCUACGUCUCCAAGCUCGACUCUUCGGGCUGGGCACCGGCCGUGGUGCCGGCUGCCGUCGUGCCUUUCCUGCCUUCGGCGAGCGAGGGCGGCAGUGCGGCGGGCUGCUCUCUGGUGCGCGCCAUCACGAUUGGCUUUCUGCGGCACUUCGCCUCGCUGGAGCACUGGGCCUCGGCACCAACGCCAGUGGAGCACUGCAGUAUCCACGUGCUGGCGCGUGCUCAGCCGGCCUAUCUCUUCCCCUCGAGUCCGGACAAUCCGAGCAAGCACGUCCUCUCGGAUGGCAAGCUGAUUGCCUGGUGGCGAGGCGUGCUGAGCGACGUGGCGAAGGAGCAGAGCAACGCUGAGGGGAGGAACUUCUACAUUGUGCCGGGGUACGAUGAACGCAUGUCGACAGAGCUUCUGCCACUUCCUCCGCGAGAGGGCGACUCUGCUUUGGCACGUGCUCGAUGGGUCUACGGCCAUCCGUACUCCCGAGUCUCCUCCAGUGCGCCUCCUCUGCCGCUUCACCGACCUCACCGCACACCUGCCGGUGUCGAAUACUCCACAAGCAGCGCCUCAGACGCAGCAGCAGCAGCAGCAGGCGCAAUCGCCACGCUCAUGCCUCACUUCCCGGACGAUCCGAAGAGCCGCUUCAUCGCCGAGAUCGCUCGUGAUGCUCAUGAACUGCACGCUCCCGGCACACAGAGCACGAGUGUCGAGAGUCAGAACGAGCCCGACGCCAAGCGACAGCGACUCAAUGUUGCUGAGCCGACGUCUGCGGCCUCCCAACAGUCGUUCGACGACGCUUCACAAGCCACAACCACCAGCGUCGGCAGUAGCCAGAGCGCUCGCCUCUCCUCGAGCGUGCGCAAGCUGCAGCGUGAGCGCGCAGCGCUCGAUGCGGUCUCGCCCGAUGAGUUCUGGGAGCGCAUGGGCUUCCGCCAGGAGUGUUGCGCGGGCAAUGCGGUAGGGGUGUUUGUGUGCAUCUACGACCAGGUCGCUGCUGCCAGCGUUGGGGCGGCUUGCACUGCGGAACCGACGGUGGACAUGGGGAGCGCAGGCAGUUCCACGAGCACGACAAGCUCGGCAGCUCAGCGCAUGGCUCUGGCGCAUACCACACUGCCCGACCUCAUUCGCCGACACAUGAUGCGCGACGCAUGCGACUGGUCCUCUCGGUCCGCAGCCGCAACGCUCACCCGUCAAUGGAACGAAGGUGUCCGGCGCGCCAUCCUGCGCAAGGGCGGCUUGAGCGCUGUGGAGGCCGAGCAGGCAGAUGAGAGGCUGGGAGAAGACGUUGUCUGGACAGAUGUAAGGGUGCUAGGCUCGAGCAAAGAGACGAGGGAGCAGGCGAGGAGGAAGUGGGAGGAGGCCGGCAAACCGAUGCCGCAGAGUACGAGCAAUGAGCCGCCGAAGGUCGUCAAUGCGCUCAGCGUCAAGCGCAAGAAGAGGCCGGCGCCGGCGCCGUGA